CGCGCAGGAAGAUGAAGACUGCAAUGUCACUGCUAGGAAGCCAAGGCAUCUUCUCAGUCACAGAAAUUCUUAUUGCCUUGGCUGUUUUUCUCCUGGUGUUCACUGUCAUUAGAUCCUUCCAGCAACAGAUCCCACAUGGGCUGAAGAGACUCCCUGAACCAAGGGGAUACCCUCUGAUAGGCAAUGUGUUGGAGCUGGGAAGGAACCCACACCUGUCACUGACUCAGAUGAGCCAGAAGUAUGGAGACGUGAUGCAGAUACGAAUUGGCACUACACCAGUGCUAGUCCUGAGUGGGUUAAACACCAUCAGACAAGCCCUGGUGAAGCAAGCAGAAGACUUCAUGGGACGACCCGAUCUCUGCAGCUUUCGCUACAUUGGGGAUGGCCAGAGUUUGACAUUCAGCAGUGAUUCAGGGGAGGUGUGGAGAGCCCGCAGAAAGCUAGCCCAGAAUGCCCUGAAGACCUUCUCAGUCUCGCCCAGCCCCACUGCCUCCUCUACCUGCCUCUUAGAAGAACAUGUCUUCAAAGAAGCUGACUACCUAAUCACAAAGUUACUGCAACAGAUGAAAGAGAAAAAGAGCUUUGAUGCCUACCGGUACGCAGUGAUCUCUGUGGCCAAUGUCAUCUGUGGCAUAUGUUUUGGCAAGCGUUACAGCCAUGAUGACCAGGAGUUAUUAAGUCUGGUCAGCCUCAACAAUGAGUUUGGGGAUGUGGCUGCCUCUGGGAACCCAGCAGACUUCAUCCCCAUACUCCAGUAUUUCCCAAGCCGUCCCAUGAAGAUCUUCAAAGAUCUCAAUAAGAGGUUCAGUGCUUUUGUGCAUAAGAUUGUUAAGGAACAUUACACUACCUUUGAUAAGAGCCACAUCCGUGAUAUCACUGACUCUUUGAUUGAACACUGUCAGGAUAAAAAAAUGGAUGUGAAUGCUAACAUUCAGCUCCCUGAGAAAAAGAUUGUCAACCUUGUCAAUGAUCUUUUUGGAGCUGGUUUUGAUACUGUGACAACUGCCCUGUCCUGGAGUCUUGUGUACCUUGUAACAUAUCCAGACAUUCAGAAGAAGAUUCAGAAUGAAUUGGAUCAGACCAUUGGCAGAGAGAGGAGACCCAGGCUGUCGGACCGACUCAUGCUGCCAUACCUCGAGGCCUUUAUACUGGAGACGUUCAGGCAUUCUUCCUUUGUGCCCUUCACAAUUCCUCACUGCACAACUAAAGAUACAUCAUUGAAUGGCUACUACAUCCCUAAAAACCUCUGUGUAUUCAUCAACCAAUGGCAAGUCAACCAUGAUGAAACACUUUGGAAAGAGCCAUCUGCUUUCAACCCAGAGCGUUUCCUCAAUGCUGAAGGGACAGAAAUUAAUAGGAUGGAGAGUGACAAAGUGCUGAUAUUUGGCUUGGGGAAGAGGAGGUGUAUUGGUGAGUCCAUUGGCAAGUGGGAGAUGUUUCUCUUCUUGGCCACACUGCUCCAGCAACUAGAGUUCAGCAUAUGUGAUGGACAGAAGGUAGACAUAACACCUCAAUAUGGACUGACCAUGAAGCACAAGAAGUGUGAGCACUUCCAGGUUAAGCAACGUUUCCCAAAUAAAAGCUUUGAGUGAGCUGUACUUCCUUGCUGCUGGGACGUGAAACGGGACAUACCAUUUUAGAACAUGGAGUUUGCCUUCUGGAAUCGCCAAGACCAUUUGAGGGCUGACAUCCUCUCUACAGGAAAGCAAUAUGGAAUAAACAGGGGCUAUCUCUCUGUGCUAAUUCACUGGGGGCUUGUACAUAUCUAAUGUUUUCCGAGAGCUUGUGCAUAACAGC
Gavialis gangeticus (Gharial) is the source of this 1797-nucleotide messenger RNA. Its product is annotated as cytochrome P450 1A5. Gene Ontology annotation, molecular function: oxidoreductase activity, acting on paired donors, with incorporation or reduction of molecular oxygen, reduced flavin or flavoprotein as one donor, and incorporation of one atom of oxygen; iron ion binding; steroid 17-alpha-monooxygenase activity. Lineage: Eukaryota; Metazoa; Chordata; Crocodylia; Gavialidae. The transcript is spliced from 7 exons. The record is from RefSeq and is a predicted model, not a curated record. Gene Ontology annotation, biological process: hormone biosynthetic process; progesterone metabolic process. The coding region runs from base 12 to 1592 and encodes 526 amino acids.